This is a messenger RNA of Tripterygium wilfordii, 1768 nucleotides long. RefSeq names its product F-box protein SKIP23-like. Gene Ontology annotation, molecular function: protein binding. The record is from RefSeq and is a predicted model, not a curated record. Bases 102 to 1313 code for a protein of 403 amino acids. NCBI's taxonomy places the organism in Eukaryota, Viridiplantae, Streptophyta, Magnoliopsida, Celastrales, Celastraceae. The transcript is spliced from 2 exons.
CAAAUUCAGCCCACGACGGAAAACUUAAUUGAGAAACAACGAGUGUUCGCUUCUCCCCGAAGAUUUGAUUUUCUACUCUCUCAAUUUCCAUCGGAACACAAAUGGCGGACUGGUCCCAACUCCCACCGGAACUACUCGACCAAAUCGCCAAGUCCCUCCAGGCCCCCUUCGAUCUUCUACGUUUCCGAUCGGUGUGCUCUGCGUGGAGAUACAGCGUGACCUCCGAGCCCCGUCGCUUAUCGCUAGAUUACAUAAUCCUCCCGAACGACGGUAUGUCCGAUACCACUUUUGGUUUCCAUCUCUCCAAGCGCUCUAUACUACUACUCCUUCAAUCCACGCCACUCUGCAAUCAAGAAGACCCGAUCCCUUGUCCCGCUUGGGUAAUCAAAAUCGAAGAAGACGUACCCAAUAGAAAGAGCUUGUUGAAUCCAUUAUCGAGACAUCGUUAUAGUCCUCUACCAAGUUAUUUCCCUCGGGUCUUGGAUUUGUCGGGUAUACGGGUAUGCGAAUUGGGCCAAGAGUACGUGCUCCAUUACAUGAAUUAUAAACAUGUGAUUGGUGAUGGUAAUCUGUACAUGGAGAAGGUCGCGUUGAAAUGGGUUAAUAUUGAAAGUCAUGGAGAUUUUGUGUUGCUUACGAUUCACGUCUCGGGGAAGCUGGCGCUGUUCAUGUCGGGAAACAAGAGUUGGACGACAAUCAAUGACAUGUCGUCUCUUUAUGAUGAUGUCAUUUUGUUCAAAGGGGAGUUCUUGGCCGUCGACAAUACUGGAAGAACUGUGAAUGUGGAGGUUUCUGGAUCGCCACCGGAGCUGAGUUUGGUGGCGAACCCCGUGUUUGGAGGAGACAAGAAAUACUUGGUGGAGUCAGAUGGGCAAUUGUUGAUGGUAGAUAUGUAUCUGAGUAUGGAUGCCACGGAGGGUGGUCCUCUGGGCUUCGGUGAGGAGUUCUUGGAGCAUUUGGCUGUUUAUAUGAGCGAGAAGACUGUUAGGUUUAAGGUCUAUAAGUUAGAUGAGGAGAUGCAGAUGUGGGUGGUGAUGAUGAAUUUAGGGAAUAAAGUGCUGUUCUUGGGUGACCAUUCUACUUUUGCAGCAUCGGCUUCUGAUCUUUCCCUGCCGAAUGGAAAUUGCAUUUUCUUUGUAGAUAACUUUUUCUAUGUAAGCCGCGACUAUUGUGGUGGGGACGAAGAUGGAGAAAUGGGUGGUGGUCGAGAUAUUGGUGUUUUUCACUUGGAGAGUAGUUGCAUUGGACCCUUAGGAAACUAUCCUCAAUAUUCCAAGCUUUUCUGGCCUCCCCCACGUUGGGUUUUCUCUUGAGGACAGGGGAAUUUCAGAUGGUACAAACUUAUUUUCUUAUGAAACUUUUGGGCGAGUGAAAGAUGUUAAAUUGAAAUAAAAGCAUGUAGAGGCUCUGAGUGUCCCAGACAGUUUCUAGUCUCUACAUAGAGACAAACUAAGCUUGGAGAGUCACUCUGCUGUCUUGCUUUGUGAUUCACAAUACCAUUAAUGGAAUGAACCAUUAAUGGGAUCCCAUCCUUCCUUGCUCUGCAAGAGCAUUAAAAAAAAACUCUUGACACUCAAAAAAUCCGUUGGAGAGGCCCAUUCACAUCUCUUACAGCCGACGCAGUCCUCUGUUCUUGGAGCAGAAGCAAUUUGCUUAGCUUUACAUCCGUCCCAAGGUAUCAUUUCUAAUACAUCCGUGGGGCAGGCUCGGACGCAUUGGGUACACCCUAUACAUGUAUCAUAAAUCUUUAAUGGAUGUUUGAAAACUA